This is a messenger RNA of Stylophora pistillata, 882 nucleotides long. RefSeq lists its product as uncharacterized. Gene Ontology annotation, cellular component: nucleus. The record is from RefSeq and is a predicted model, not a curated record. Gene Ontology annotation, biological process: transcription elongation by RNA polymerase II. Lineage: Eukaryota; Metazoa; Cnidaria; Anthozoa; Scleractinia; Pocilloporidae. Gene Ontology annotation, molecular function: transcription elongation factor activity.
GAAUGGUUCCUAAGCAAUAUGGUGGACGGAAGUAGACAUCUUUUCCCAGAGAACGAAUCAGAUAUGAACAAUUCAUAAACCCAGUUACCCAGUUGGAUGACUCAGUGAAAUAUGGUGUAGUAGUUACUGUAUGUAGUUUUUACCACUAAUACCCAUGGCGGAGAAAAAUGACUGGAGUAUGUUAUCGAAAAAGGAGCUGUUAGAAAUGUUAGGAAGACAAGAAAAGCUUCUUGCUAACAGGGAGUUGUUACAAAGCCUUCCCGACAAAGGAAUAAAGAUAAGCGAGACAGUCAAUCGACUUAGGGAGCUGAUUGUUCAGAAGGAAAAGCUGGAAGACACGUUUACAAAGUUUGAGAAGUUGACUGUGUCACAGCUUGUUCAAAGAACAAGAGUUGAUUUGGUAGACAGCACUAUCGAUAGUGACGAUAAUGAUGAAAUGUUGGUGGAGUCAGAUCACCAAGACACUGCUGAUGUACAUCAAAAACUUAACAAGUACAAACAUGAGAAAACAAUGGAUUCAGAGUCUCCAAGUGGGACAUGGGAUUAUGAGUCAGCAGUAACUUCCCAAAAUUAUAAGUUAGAGAAAUCAAAGCCAAUUUCAUUAGAAGAAUCAUUUAAACUUCUCCAAGAACAAGAGAAAAGACAAAAGGAUCUUCAAGCUCAACAAGCAACAUUGAAGCUAAGAGAAACAAGCCGUGAGGUUAAAACAGAGUACCCAUCACAAGUUUUGAAUCCUCUCCAAUAUCGAGAAACAGUUCAGGAGGAUCACUCUGGCGAUGAAAGUGACUCUGAAGAAUAUGAUGCAAGGCGCCUUGAUAUGGAUAGUGAUGAUGACCACAGUGAUGAUGGUGGUUAAAAUCCUUUGAAUCCCAAAGAUAUCAU